This is a messenger RNA of Branchiostoma floridae (Florida lancelet), 960 nucleotides long. RefSeq names its product alpha-tubulin N-acetyltransferase 1-like. NCBI's taxonomy places the organism in Eukaryota, Metazoa, Chordata, Leptocardii, Amphioxiformes, Branchiostomatidae. The record is from RefSeq and is a predicted model, not a curated record. Bases 281 to 664 code for a protein of 127 amino acids. Gene Ontology annotation, cellular component: microtubule. The transcript is spliced from 4 exons. Gene Ontology annotation, molecular function: tubulin N-acetyltransferase activity. Gene Ontology annotation, biological process: alpha-tubulin acetylation.
GAACAAUCUCGCCCGCUGUAUUUUAUGCAACUUACGUAACAAUUUUGCAACUUUUUCGGCCCUGCCCUGCCCUGACCCCGACAACCUUGAACUUGAAGAGAAGUAUCUGAAACUCCCCUUUUAGGAAAAUGGUUGCUCCCUACCGCACUGCAUGACGGGAGCUAAAUUCAAGAUGGCGGAAGCUAGCCGAAAGGCGGGCCUGUCGUGAGGAACGUUGUUUUGUUUACAGCGAUUUUCUUGAGUUUGCAGCUAUUCCAGUUUUGGUGAGACUCAGAGAACUAUGGAGUUUUCCUUCAACAUUCACAGUCUGUUCGGGGAGGAAAUCUCGCUGGUGGACUGUAACUGUGCGCCGUUCCGGAAAGUCAGCAACGAGCCACUGGAUAAAAACCUGACGAAGGUCAUUGAUGACUUGGGCGAGGCUUCAGCUAAGGCACAGGGUCUGCACGGACCCAUCACAGCAGCCUACAAACUCAGGAACUCCGAUCAUCGGAUGUACAUCCUUAAAGAUGCACAGGCCAACAGUGGGAAGGGCGCUGCUGUCGGCUUCAUCAAAGUUGGCACCAAGAAACUCUUUGUCCUGGUAAGUAAGUUGUGUUGUAACUAUCAGAGUGUGCGUGCAAGUUGUGUUGUAACUAUCAGAGUGGGUGUGCAAGUUGUGUUGUAACUAUCAGAGUGGGUGUGCAAGUUGUGUUGUAACUAUCAGAGUGGGUGUGCAAGUUGUGUUGUAACUAUCAGAGUGUGCGUGCAAGUUGUGUUGUAACUAUCAGAGUGGGUGUGCAAGUUGUGUUGUAACUAUCAGAGUGGGUGUGCGAGUUGUGUUGUAACUAUCAGAGUGGGUGUGCGAGUUGUGUUGUAACUAUCAGAGUGUGUGCAAGUUGUGUUGUAACUAUCAGAGUGGGUGUGCAAGUUGUGUUGUAACUAUCAGAGUGUGUGUGCAAGUUGUGUUGUAACUAUCAGAGU